Messenger RNA from Artibeus jamaicensis (Jamaican fruit-eating bat), 5958 nucleotides. RefSeq names its product amyloid beta precursor protein binding family B member 2 (gene APBB2). The transcript has 18 exons. The record is from RefSeq and is a predicted model, not a curated record. NCBI's taxonomy places the organism in Eukaryota, Metazoa, Chordata, Mammalia, Chiroptera, Phyllostomidae. Gene Ontology annotation, cellular component: cytoplasm; nucleus. Gene Ontology annotation, biological process: regulation of DNA-templated transcription. Bases 643 to 2922 code for a protein of 759 amino acids. Gene Ontology annotation, molecular function: amyloid-beta binding; transcription factor binding.
AAGUGGAAUCUCGUUGGCGUCGCUCCCAGCUCGGGACUCGCGGAGUGGCACUGGGCAUGCUCAGUCGCCUGAGCCCGUCCUAGUCUCAAGUAGGAGGAAGCUCGUGUGCUGCACCCGCAGCUGAUACGGCGCUCGGUGGAGGGCGAGACUGGAGCGGAGCUGUCGGGCGCCGUAGCGGAGGCCGGACCCCGUAGCCGAGGCGAGUACCGCGCACACCACCGGUCGGAGCUGCUUGGGUGAGCUGCCGCGGCCCGUAGCCAAGCAUGCUGUGGUCGGAUCUGCCCAGCUGUGGAACAGAAACAUUUGCUGGAUGGAAAAUCCAUAAAAGAAAGCUGCUGUGAAAGCCUGAGACAGACCAUAACUUAAGCAAAAUCAGAUAUAUUCGGGCUGCCUGACCUCAUUGAGUGAUUACUAUUAACAGACUUCGUGGGAAAAGGGAACUUGCCUUCUGAGCUUUGUACCAAAGACCUGGGAAAACCACCCCUCCCAGUCUUUCCCAAGUGCUCGGAAACGGCGAGGCCCCCGCCGAUGUGCUGACUGGUCGCUAUGGGCAGACGGUCCGCGGAGGCUCACCGUCGUCCAGGCAGCUCCUAUUGCAAAUUAUAACCCAUUUCCGGCGCCAUUGCUGACAUCCAGUGAUCCAUGUCAGAAGUACUUCCAGCCGACUCAGGUGCAGACACUGUGGCAGUGUUUAUGGCCAGCAGCGGCACCACGGAUGUCACGAAUCGGAACAGCCCGGCCACCCCACCAAACACCCUCAACCUCCGUUCCUCCCACAAUGAACUGUUGAACGCUGAAAUCAAGCACACAGAGGCCAAGAACAGCACGCCCCCAAAAUGCAGGAAAAAAUAUGCACUAACUAACAUCCAGGCAGCCAUGGGCCUCUCGGAUCCAGCUGCACAGCCCCUGCUGGGAAAUGGCUCCGCCAACAUCAAGCUGGUGAAGAACGGGGAGAACCAGCUCCGGAAGGCUGCGGAGCAGGGCCAGCAGGACCCCAACAAAAACACCAGCCCCACUGCGGUCAUCAACAUAACUUCUGAGAAGUUAGAAGGUAAAGAGCCCAACCCACAGGAUUCCUCGGGCUGUGAAAUUUUACCCUGCCAGCCCCGGCGAACCAAGAGCUUCCUAAAUUACUAUGCAGACCUGGAAACCUCAGCCAGAGAACUAGAGCAGGACUUGAGUGGCCAGCACCGGGUUGCGGAAGAGAAGGCCCCGCUGGGCCCGGGCCAGGCCUCCACCGUCAUUGGGAACGGAGAUGUACUGCUGCAGAACCCAAACAAGCCCCAGUUCAGCCCUGAAGACGGCCAAGUAGCCACAGUGUCGUCCAGCCCGGAGACCAAGAAGGAUCAUCCUAAAACAGGGGCCAAGACGGACUGUGCGCUGCACCGGAUCCAGAACCUGGCGCCCAGCGAUGAGGAGUCCAGCUGGACCACACUGUCCCACGACAGCGCCUCACCCAGCUCCCCGGACGAGACAGCAGAUAUAUGGAGUGAUCACUCAUUUCAGACCGACCCAGAUUUGCCUCCUGGCUGGAAAAGAAUCAACGACGUGGCUGGGACCUAUUACUGGCACAUCCCCACAGGAGCAACGCAGUGGGAACGCCCUGUCUCCGUCCCCGCAGAUCUCCAGGGCUCUAGGAAAGGGUCCCUUAGCUCUGUAACACCGUCUCCCACCCCCGAGAACGAGAAACAGCCAUGGAGUGAUUUUGCUGUUCUGAAUGGGGGAAAGAUUAAUAGUGACAUUUGGAAGGAUUUGCAUGCAGCCACGGUUAACCCGGACCCCAGUCUAAAAGAGUUUGAAGGAGCAACCCUGCGCUAUGCAUCUUUGAAACUCAGAAAUGCCCCACAUGCUGAUGAUGACGAUUCUUGUAGUAUCAACAGUGACCCAGAAGCCAAGUGUUUUGCUGUGCGCUCGCUGGGAUGGGUGGAGAUGGCAGAGGAGGACCUCGCCCCCGGGAAAAGCAGCGUGGCUGUCAACAACUGCAUCCGGCAGCUUUCUUACUGCAAAAACGACAUCCGGGAUACGGUCGGCAUUUGGGGAGAGGGCAAAGACAUGUACCUGGUCCUGGAGAACGACAUGCUCAGCCUGGUGGACCCCAUGGACCGCACCGUGCUCCACUCACAGCCCAUCGUGAGCAUCCGCGUGUGGGGCGUCGGCCGGGACAAUGGCCGAGAUUUUGCCUAUGUAGCAAGAGACAAAGAUACAAGAAUUUUGAAAUGUCAUGUAUUUCGAUGUGAUACACCAGCAAAAGCCAUCGCCACAAGUCUCCACGAAAUCUGUUCUAAGAUUAUGGCCGAACGGAAGAAUGCCAAAGCCCUGGCCUGCAGCUCCCUACAGGAAAGGACCAACGUGAACCUUGACGUUCCCUUACAAGUAGAUUUCCCAACGCCAAAGACCGAGCUGGUGCAGAAGUUCCACGUGCAGUACCUGGGCAUGUUACCCGUGGACAGACCAGUCGGAAUGGAUACCCUGAACAAUGCCAUAGAAAGUCUAAUGACCUCAUCCAACAAGGAGGACUGGCCGUCGGUGAACAUGAACGUGGCCGACGCCACUGUGACUGUCAUCAGUGAAAAGAAUGAAGAGGAAGUCUUAGUGGAGUGCCGAGUGCGAUUUCUGUCCUUCAUGGGCGUCGGGAAGGACAUCCACACCUUUGCCUUCAUCAUGGACACUGGCAACCAGCACUUCGAGUGCCACGUCUUCUGGUGCGAGCCAAACGCCGGCAACGUUUCCGAGGCGGUGCAGGCCGCCUGCAUGUUGCGAUACCAGAAGUGCUUGGUAGCCAGGCCACCUUCACAGAAAGUGCGGCCGCCGCCUCCGCCAGCGGACUCCGUGACCAGAAGAGUCACGACCAAUGUAAAACGCGGGGUCUUAUCCCUCAUUGACACUUUGAAACAGAAACGCCCGGUCACAGAAACGCCAUAGCUGCGUAUGGUAAAGGAUCCCGUAACACUGACCUGGAGAUGGGACAGCUACACUCACGGUGAAGAACUGCUACCCGGCCUUCCAUUCGGCUGCUGCUGAUGCUUUGUCUUCAGAGAACUCACCCUUAACCACACAGUGUUAGACAAGCAUGUUCUCUUGUCUUGCCACCGUCAUGUGAUAGGGAAAGAAGCAUGACUUCUUUUUUUUGCUGUCAGUAAGUUACACCAUGAGCAGUGGAAGGUCUUUUUCUUAUUGUAAAUAUCGUGGAUAUCACUUAACUUCACACACACACACACAGAAGAAUGCGGCCGCACCCCUCCUCACGAACUGAUGCUGCGUCCUCAGCGUGAAUGACGCCUGGGUUAGUUUCGUUGUCCUCUCGACUGGAUCUGUCACCACAACUUCACGUCCUGCAGCACUUUGCCCUGUUUCCCACGUUGGAGUAGACACUGUGUCCCAGAAACCACUGAAAUGCUGUAAAACUAGGACGAUGAGUUUUUGUGUUAGUUACUCACAAUGUUGAACCUUUUGGUUGGUCUGUUGGCAUCAGUGUGGAGGCCAGCUGGUGGCUUUCCAUGACGAGCUCUUUGACACACAGACACCGUUUCAUGUUUAUUCAUGUCACGUCAAACAGCUGUUUGUGGGAUAUUGGAAGAAAGUGAAACUCAAAACUGAAAACAAACCAAAUUUCAGAAAUUAAAAUCAAACAAAAAUAGCCUUUCUUUUCCGAUGGUUUUCAAACCGAUCAAGAAAGAGGUUAACAAAGUCACAAUGCAUCUUGGAUGGGACAUACUCAAACUUCUGCCUUAUAUUGUACAAUGCAACUAGAGAAGUGAAGUUCACUAGGGCCAUUCUCUACAUAAACCACAUUAAAAUGAAAUAUUCCUCGGAAGCUUUUUUUCCUUAGUUCAGUAAUUAGCCAAUAUGCAAUUUGCAUUUGAGGAAACGUCAUCUCUAGUGUAGGUCGUUGCCGAGGUGUGUCAUUGGUCUGCUUCCUAGGUAAACGUUCUGCCAGGGUUCUGCAUCUAGGUCAGUCUCACCCCGAUGCUUUUUGUCCGGGAAGCUGUCUGUCCAUCAUGUAUUUUCCAUGGCAACAAAUUACAUUAAAUUGAACCUGCUCGACUUUAUGUAUUUACUGUUAGAAUUUGUUGGACUCCACUAGAUAUAUUUUUAAAUUUAUAUUGUUUCCGUUAUAUUUUCAAGAUUAAACAAUUUCAUAUCAGAGCAAAAUGUACAUAAGAGCAAUGUACUGCUUAAUAAGUUUCCCCAAACUGGGGCUUCCCUGCUCCUCCGUCUGGAUAUGAAACUUGGCUCUAAGGUUCAGAUUUAGACCCUUGUUAACACUAUUUUAUAAGAGAUUUGCAAAAGAGAUCAAUCUAAACUUUAGUCUUGCUUUUAAUGUCAAAAUUUACACUUUACAGUGAUAAAAGUAACUGCUCUGUGUUUAUCCUCUGCUACGUACUUGUCUAACGGUUUUCACAUUCUUACCACAUUAGAGCCUUAUAAGGGAGAGAAGGUACUAAACACAUCUGAGAAAUAAAAACACAGAGUACCAGAGGCCCAGUCACCUGGCCUCAGGUCUCACGAAAGUUAGGGCCCAUGCUUCCUAACUCCCAGUUUUAAGUCACGCCGUUUCCAUGCCCACCAGGACAUCUUUCCACAGCUCCUCUGGGCAUACGCAGUGGUAUGAAUUACAACCCUUGCUUCCUCGCAGCCCAGGACUGUUCUCCUGCAGCGUGCGUCAGGCGUGUUGCCAAGGCAGGAGUUUACACGCAGGCCACAGCCUGUUCAACGCCUGUUCAACCCACAGGUGAUGUGCCAUGUGGCGGCGGCCUUCCUGCCUCUGUCCCCUCUCAGUCCUGGAAUGUUCUGGCACCUUAGUGUCAGGGCAGAAAAGAUGCCACUCUAGACUACAGUUCUCACCAGCCUGUACCCUUGUAUCUGGGCCACUACCACCUUAAGGAGUUACUGCGUUAAGAAAAUCCUCAGCGUGCCCUUUGAAAGCUGUUUGAAAUUCAGGGAUGAUCGCCUUCCACCUUGAUCCCCACACGUGAUCCUCAUCAUAUUAGUAUGAUGAACCUCAAACGCUGACAGCUGAUACAGUUUCAUCUUGGCAGUCUCCACCAGAGUCCCCUGUUCCUUUUAAGGCACACGUUUGGUCGUUUUCAGGGUCAAGAAUACUGAGCUAGCUCUAAGUAGCCAACUGACUUACAUAUGCAAUUAGAGGACACACAGAUGAACGACAGCCUCUCCAUAUUGAAAACUUCACUGCAGCUACUUUGUUUUGAAGAUAGCUUUGCAUACUAAAUGCAUUUUUGUAAAAUAACUAUGUUAAACAGUAUGUUCAGACACUUUCUGCCAUGGCCAAAAAGUAUGUAUGGAAGUGUGUGUGCACUUUUCCGUGAAAGGGUGCCGGUGUGCUACCCGAUAUUGUAGCGCCUCUUCAGUUAUCUAUGCAUUCUUUCUAUCUGUGAUUCGGUAAACAGGCAGCCAUGCUCACGAUGCCUUGUAUGUCUUACCAUUUUUUUAAUUAACUUGUUAAAUACAGCUUAAAAUAUUUUAUUUAUUCUAUUUUUACUGAAAUAUACUGCAUUAUUGUGUUAAUGUAUUAUCUUUACUGGAUAUUCUCUCAGUGAACUAUAUACAUUGCCUAAAAGGUGGUUUUGUAAUGAUUUGUAGCCACAUUUUUAUUGGAAUAUGUAGAAGAAAAGGCAAAAUGCUUAAAGUUUCUUUUAUUUUUUAAACGCAGCCAGAUAGACACAGACCCGCCACCUCAUGGACACGCUCCUCUCGGCAGCAUCAAGGGGAGUGGCCAGCACGCCUGUGGCCGAAGUUUUUACUCGGCGAACUAGAGCACCGCCAGGGUGCUUCGUUUUUAUAUCCGUCCCGACAUGUGCGGUCUCAUCUGAAAGGCAGACACGUGUCCACCUGCCCUCUGUGUCCACCCAUCGCUGAUUAGAACCAUUGUUUUUGUUUGUGUCUUCCUGCAUGAAGGGACAUUAGACCAUUUCCAUUAAAAGAAGCUCUUGCUGAUAA